GUGAAACUGCUAGGCCAUGGGGUGACUUGGGGCCCCCUUCCCUCCCUUCCCUUCCCUUCCCUCUUUAACCCCGCCUGGUGUGAAGUUCUCCGUUGCCACGGAGGGCGCGGGAAUGACCCCGCCAAACGCCGAAGGAAGCCUAUAGAUGGGAAGUCUGGAUGCAGGCGCAAAUAGGUCAGAGAGGCAGGGAAAGAACCAAGGCCUUACCGGAUGGCGUGGUUGUGCCCGAGGAAUGUGUGCAGGUUGGGGAAGAUGCGUGUCUGUGUCUUAGGAGCCCCCCUGGGGUUCAGAAUGGCCUUUUCGAAAGGAAUAUUGACAGUGGACCAUGAUCGUUGUGCGCCAUGACAAAUACACAGGUACUACAAGGAAAGAGCAAAGACUUCUACAGCUAUGUAGAGGAGAUGUCUAUUCGUGCAUCUGCCAAAAAUAAAGACUGAUAGGCACGUUUGUGUCAAGAUUAAUCGAUUCAUCCAUCCCUUAAUCUAAAGGGAAUCAAAUACACAUGCAUGGAUAUCUGAUGUUGUAAUUGUAUUUUUGUAAAUGAAUAUGUGCAUAUGCGCAUUUUCUGUGCGUAACCUGUAUAUUCUCAUAUACUUGAUGGUGCGUUUGUGGGUAUAAUAUAGUAAUGUACACAUCGGAUGAGCGCGUGUGUAUGAAUUCUUAGACAAAUGCCAGUCAAAAGCUUCCAAUGGAAGGAUAGGAACAUAGGAAACUGCCAUAUACUGAGUCAGACCAUUGGUCUAUCUAGCUCAGUAUUGUCUUCACAGACUGGCAGCAGCUUCUCCAAGGUUGCAGGCAGGAAUAUCUCUCAGCCCUAUCUUGGAGAAACCAGGGAGGAAAACUUGAAACCUUCUGCUCUUCCCAGAGCGGCUUCAUCCGCUGAGGGGAAUAUCUUGCAGUGCUCACACAUCAAGUCUCCCAUUCAGAUGCAACCAGGGCAGACUCUGCUUAGCUAUGGGGACAAGUCAUGCUUGCUACCACAAGACCAGCUCUCCUCUCCGGUCUUCACUAUCUCCCAAUGGAGAUUUAAAAGUACUUAAAUAUGGUCGGAUCGUACCUUCAAAGGUCUUCCUUUGGGGCAUCUAUGACUUUUUGUAUAAAGAGAAAAAUGUGUACUUGCUUAUAUAGUUAAAAUCUAUGUUAUUUUACCGUAACGUUGUUUCAUGUCAUUUAUAUCUACAUCUGUAGACAAUAAAUAAAAUAAAAAAUAAAAAAUGCAGGCAGCUCUUUUGGGGAAAAGUCUAAAGAAGAAGAAAACACCUUAUUAGAGCAAGUUAACAUCACAAAGUAGUAGGCUACCUUAGGCGUUUCACAGAACCCUCCAUAAGUGCGUCAAGGAAGAAAGAAAGAAAGAAAGAAAGAAAGAAAGAAAGAAAGAAAGAAAGAAAGAAAGAAAGAAAGAAAGAAAACACAAUGCAGCCACAUUGUUUUCGAGUGUCACAGAACAAAAAGGAAAGUGGGGAUAUAAACAUAUGUUGCUAUUAGCAGAGUUUUCUUUUCCCCCUCUUGGAACCAUAUCAUCUAACUAGAAACAUUUUUCUUCUACGGACAUUUCACCUUAGAAUCUGAAGGAGAAUUCUGUGAAUCUCUUAAACUAGCUCACUCCUUUGUGAUUGUUGGGUGGUCCUAAUAAAGGUGUUAACUAUUAUCUGGAUUCUAGUUGUAGAAAUAUAGGCGUAGGAAUGUGUGUGCGUGCAUACUUAUUUGGAACUCACCAUAAGUGUGAAACAAACAACGUGUGUCAAUGGAUGAGUGAAGAGGAUUGGUGGAGGAGGGGCUUCAGUCUGCAGCGAAUAGAUGGUAAUUUGAUCCAUAUACUCCUGUGCGAGGGAAGAUUGAAUGCGGGCCAUGUGCAGAAGCUAUAUAUACGUGCCGGAGAGCGGGGAGCACAGGGGGAGGCGAUGUGCGUGUGUGUGGCCGGUCCUAGAACUAUAAUUCUUGGAGCUGCCGCUGCAGCAGCUUCUGCUAAGAGUGUCUUCCCACCCUCGCAUACAGAGGUCGACUCUGAUCUCUUAUUGGCUACAGAUCGGGGCGGGGCCUCACAGCCUGGUAAGGAGGAGAAAGGGGAAAAAAGAUUCUAGGGAGUGCGUAAAAAAGUCCUCUCCUUGGCGACUGAUGCUCAAAAGUUCAGAAGUUUUUCCAAAUGCCUCCCCGAGCAGCUCGCAGCUGAAAAAGAGAGACUGAAAAGAAAGAAAGAUCGAGGCAGCACUUGCAAUCGGACACCGCUCGGAGAAGGUGGAUGUGUUUUUUCUCUCUUCCUUCUUUCGACCAGGCGUUUUUCCUUCUUUUUCUUUUUUCUGUCUUGCUGUUUACUUCGCCCGGCUCGGUCGUUUUGCACCCAACCUGUUGCUGCUCUCCUGUUGCAGAGAAAGAAGAAAGAAAGCGCUUGCGAAAAGGGAUUGUCCUUGCGAAUGCGCGCGUGUUUCCAUUUUUAACCUCUAUGGAAGUACUUUACUUUCCCCCUCGGCUGCGAUCGCUUCCGUGGAGUGUUAGUGCCUUGUUUUGAGGAGGAGGUGGAGGAGGAGGAGGCGACGAAGAAGGAGAAGGAGACUUAUUUCCCCACCAUCAACCGCCCUCCCCUUCCCACCGGGCUGUUUUCUAUUUAUUUAUUUUAUUUUUCGCACACUUGAGUGGGGGAGGGGAAGGAAGCAAACUUUCGAGAACCCGAAGCGGGUCUCUCCCCCCCCCCGCCCCCACUUUUUUGGAAAGAAGGAAGAUCCUGGUCGCUUCUUCUGGUUUAUAUUUUUUUGGCUCUGGAGCUGCGGAGGGGUGGAGGGGGGAAAGCAGAGGAGGAGGAGGCGGAGGAGGAGGAAGAGGAGGAGGCGGCGGCCAGUCUGUUGCUGCUGCUGCUUCUGCUGCUUGGUCCGGCUGGGCAGCUGGAGGGGAGGCCAUGCAGGCUCGCUACUCGGUGUCCAGCCCCAACUCGCUGGGAGUGGUGCCUUACCUCGGCGGCGAGCAGAGCUACUACCGGGCGGCGGCCGGCGGGGGCUACGCGGCCAUGCCGGCCCCGAUGAGCAUGUACUCGCCUCACCCGGCAGCCCAUGAGCAGUACCCGGUGGGCGGCAGCGGCGGAGGCGGCGGCGGCGGCAUGGGCAGGCCGUACGGCCCUUACCCGCCGCAGCCCAAGGACCUGGUGAAGCCGCCCUACAGCUACAUCGCCCUCAUCACCAUGGCCAUCCAGAACGCGCCCGACAAGAAGAUCACGCUGAACGGCAUCUACCAGUUCAUCAUGGAGCGCUUCCCCUUCUACCGCGACAACAAGCAGGGCUGGCAGAACUCCAUCCGGCACAACCUCUCGCUCAACGAGUGCUUCGUCAAGGUGCCCCGCGACGACAAGAAGCCCGGCAAGGGCAGCUACUGGACCCUCGACCCAGACUCCUACAACAUGUUCGAGAACGGCUCCUUCCUGCGCCGCCGGAGGCGCUUCAAGAAGAAAGACGCCGUCAAGGACAAGGAGGAGAAAGAGCGCCUCCACCUCAAGGAGCAGCCGCCCCAGCAGCAGCAGCCGCCGCCUCGGCACCAGCAGCAGCAGCAGCAAGAGGGAGGCCAGCCUCAGCAGCCUCCCCCUCCGCCGCCGCCGGUCAGGCUCCAGGACAUCAAGACGGAAAACGGCUCGGCGUCGCCCCCGCAAGCCGUGUCCCCGCUGGGCGGAGCGCCCGUGCCCAAGAUCGAGAGCCCCGAGAGCUCCAGCACCAGCAGCCUCUCCAGCGGCGGAGGCAGCCCCCACGGCGGAGGCAGCAGCAGGGGGGCGCUCGGCUUGGACCCUCCCGCGGCGGCGGCAGCAGCAGCAGAAGGCCAGCAGCCUCCGCACCAUCCCCACCACCCGCACCACCCGCAUCACCCCCCUCACCACCACCCGCACCACCACCCGCACCUCCAUCACCCCCCUCCUCACCACCACCCCGCAGGACCUUCAGGCGGCGGCGGCGGGGGCGGCUUCAGCGUGGACAACAUCAUCAUGACCACCUUGCGCGCUUCGCCGCAGGGCUCCGGGGAACUCUUGGCUUUGCCGCCCCCGCCGCCCGCCGUCUCUUCCGCCGCCUCCUCGCCGUCUACCGCCUCCACGUCUAGGACAGCUCCGUUGCCGCCCCCGCCGCCUUCCCUGGCCUUGAGCAGCUGCUAUUCGGCGGCGGCGGCUCAGAGCUCGCUCUACAGCGCCCCCUGCAGUCAGGGCGUCAACACGACGGGCAGCAACAGCAUCGCGGGAAGCGCUGCCACUCAAGCCAGCGUCGGCGGCGGCAGCAACUACCACUGCAACUUGCAAGCCAUGAGCCUCUACGCGGCUGCGGCCGCCGCAGCUGCCGCAGCAGCCGGAGGGGGAGGCGGCGGGGGCGAUAGAGGCGGCGGGGGCCACCUGGGCGGCAGCCCCGUGGAGCAGGACCCGCUGCCCGAGUACAGCCUGGCGGCCAGCAGUAGCAGUAGCGCGUCUUCCCUCAGCCUCAGCCCGCAGGAGGGGCACCCGCAAGGUGGCGGAGGCGGCCGUUUGGCCUCUUGGUACCUCAACCAAGCCACGGCGGUGGGAGAGCUCGCCCAUUUGGCGCCCGCCUCAGCAGCUGCUGCAGCGGCAGCCGCCGCCGCUGCCGCCGCCGCCGCCGCUUCUUCCCCGUCGCCAGGCGGCUACCCGGGUCAGCAGCAGAACUUCCACGCGGUGAGGGAAAUGUUCGAGUCCUCUCAGCGGCUGGGCUUGAGCAACUCGCCGGUGAACGGCAACGGCCCGGCCAGCAGCUGCCAAAUGGCUUUCCCCGGCAGCCAGCCCCUGUACCGCCCCUCGGGCGCCUUCGUCUACGACUGCAGCAAGUUCUGACCCGCCGAGGGGAAGGGGGAGCGACCCCCGAGCAGCCACCCCGCCGCUGCUGCCAGGCUCUGAGGGGACGCCCAAGAAGCGAGGUGGCCACUGGUCCGAGCAACCGCCCUCGGCCCUCUCGAACCUCUUCCCCACACCACACCUGCUCACCCAAACAAACAGACUGUUUUAUGUACAAAGACAGUCUUGCUUGCUUGCUUGCUUUUAAUUAAGUCAUGGUCUGUUAAAGGACAGUGUUACUCCAAAUAACACGUAAGUUUGUGUUUUUGUUUCUCCCUCCUCCGCCUUGCUUUUGGGGGGGGAAAAUAUAUUUUCCCCUUCCCUCUCUUCUGCUUCAGUCCACUCAGAGGUGCGUGACUGCCACCACCACCACCCCCGGCGCCCUUUUGCGCAAGUCUCCUUGGCUGCUAGCUCUUGCGCUGGGGCACACUGGCACAACUGAGCGCGCCGGUAAUGUCAGCCAACCAAUAGGUGAGUCUUCUGGUGACCCUUUUCCAGGGGUCUAAAGUGCAGCCCAGCUCCGUUCAGAUCCGGGAGUGUUUUCCUAUUGACUGCGAUGGGAUCUGGAUUUUGCGACCCUAAUUAAAGUGCAAUCCAGGUUCAUUCAAAUCAAUGCGAGAUUUUCCAUUGAUUUUGAUGUGGUGUGGAUUGCGGGGUGUUUGUUUUGUUUUUAAAGGACAAGACCCUAUUGAAAAGCUUUCCUUUCUCUCACACUGUAAGGGCUCAUUUAUAUGCAAGGUCUUGUUUUAAAGUGUAAAUUGAUAUAGUAAUUUAUUUUUAAAUCUGUAGUUGGAUCUUUUGGACCAAACACCAGAAAGUGUUCCUUCCCCGCCCCCCUCCAAAAAGCUGACUUUAAAAUUACCUGAAACAUUUUCUCUCUCGUUACAUAUGAAAAAGGGAAACUGUAUUAAUCUUAUUUUAUCGCUUAUAGUUUUUCCUUUUUUGUUGAAGAUAUCCUGAAGUUAUUGACUCGUUUGUUUAUUAAUAAAUUACCAUUCAGUUGGACUGA
Hemicordylus capensis (graceful crag lizard) is the source of this 5813-nucleotide messenger RNA. It is a transcript of the gene FOXC1, whose product is annotated as forkhead box C1. The transcript has a single exon. The record is from RefSeq and is a predicted model, not a curated record. The coding region runs from base 2891 to 4804 and encodes 637 amino acids. Lineage: Eukaryota; Metazoa; Chordata; Lepidosauria; Squamata; Cordylidae. Gene Ontology annotation, biological process: anatomical structure morphogenesis; regulation of transcription by RNA polymerase II; cell differentiation. Gene Ontology annotation, molecular function: DNA-binding transcription factor activity, RNA polymerase II-specific; RNA polymerase II cis-regulatory region sequence-specific DNA binding.